AUGGCUAUGAAUUUGAACAUCGCUUCAAUAUCCUUGCUGUUGUUGUUGGCAUCCACUGCCAAAGUUGCCGAAUCUGGUAUCUUCGAUAUACAGAAGUAUGGAGCAAAGCCUAACGGGGAUAUCACUCAGGCUUUGACAAGAGCUUGGAAAGAAGCAUGCGCAGCAGGAGGUACAAGCAAAAUUGUGAUUCCUAAAACCACAUACAACUUAGGCAACCCAGCGAGUUUACAAGGCCCUUGCAAGGGUCCUAUUGAGAUUCGGCUUGACGGCACCCUAAAGGCCCCAGCAAACCCCAGGCAGCUCAAGGGUGAUGGUUGGAUCACCAUUGGCCGUGUCGACGGCUUCACUCUAUCAGGUAGUGGAACACUAGAUGGCCAAGGAGCAACUUCUUGGAAACAAAAUGAUUGUGGCAUAAACAGCAAGUGCAAAUUACUUGCCACGAAUUUAAGGCUCGACUUCGUCACAAAUGGAUUAAUCCAAGGAAUUACAUCGAAGGACCCCAAAAGUUUCCACAUUAACGUUUUGGGAUGCAAAAAGUUGAAGUUCCAACAUGUUACCAUCACUGCACCCGGAACAAGCAUCAACACCGAUGGAAUCCACAUUGGACGUUCAUCUGGGAUCACCAUUUCCGACACAAACAUUGGAACCGGUGAUGAUUGUAUCUCCCUUGGUGAUGGAAGCCAAGAUGUUACUAUCGAAAGAGUUAGAUGUGGACCUGGCCAUGGCAUCAGCAUCGGAAGUCUUGGGAAGUACUACAAUGAACAACCAGUAUCUCAAAUCAAGGUUCUAGAUUGCACCUUUAGCAACACAAUGAAUGGUGUAAGGAUCAAAACAUGGCCUGCCAACCCUUCUCCGGGUACUGCGAACGAUAUAACUUUCAAGGGUAUUACCAUGAAUAACGUCGCCAAUCCUGUCAUCAUAGAUCAAGGCUACUGCCCAUACGGUCAAUGCAAAUCACAGAUUCCCUCUAAAAUUAAGAUCAGCAAUUUGAACAUCGAGGACAUUAAAGGCACUUCAGCAACUCCGGAGGCUCUCAAGAUUAUCUGCAGUAAGGGAGUACCAUGCCAGAACGUGAAGGUUUCUAACAUUAACCUUUCAUACAAGGGAGCUUUGGGGAAAGCUAAGACCGUAUGUGAAAAUGUCAGGCCCACGGUCACCGGCACGCAGAACCCUCCGGUUUGUCCAAGCCAUUAA
This is a messenger RNA of Alnus glutinosa, 1194 nucleotides long. Its product is annotated as exopolygalacturonase-like. The record is from RefSeq and is a predicted model, not a curated record. Lineage: Eukaryota; Viridiplantae; Streptophyta; Magnoliopsida; Fagales; Betulaceae. Gene Ontology annotation, molecular function: polygalacturonase activity. The transcript has 4 exons. Gene Ontology annotation, biological process: carbohydrate metabolic process. The coding region runs from base 1 to 1194 and encodes 397 amino acids.